CUGCUGAUUUUGCCGGCUGAGAGUGGUUGAUGGCGGGUUGGAGUGGCAGAUAGAUUCACCAAAUUUGUUCCUUAAUUUCUCCUCGUUUAUCGUUUAAAACUAAUUGAAACUACAAGAUAAAAUAACUAAUCUAGUUUGAGAAAUAAGUCGACAUCCCAGAUUCACUAUUUCCGGCAGUUGACGACCAGAUCACAAGCAGUUCAAAUCUGAAUCACCCAAAAUUCUGGUCUGACUCUAUUUUCAAGCAGACAGUCAAGUGUCAAUUCUAAAAAUGGUGGGGAUUCUUUGUCGAGAGGCUCAGGUUUCCUCCCUGGUCGCAGCGAUGGAGGGAAAUCUUCCCCAGGCCUUGUUGAUCUGGGGUCCCCCCUCCACCGGAAAAUCACUCGUCUUCAGCACAGCUUUGAGCCAGUGCGGCAUUACACGAGUUGCGAAAAUCAGUGCGAUCGAAAUUAUGUGUGGAAAGCGGCCCUUUUUCGAAACCUUGCUCAAGCAGGUCUGGCGUGAUGGAGAAGUUAAAUGCGAAAAUUUGCCUGUCUUUGUUCGACAACUUCGAACCAUGUGUGAUCACCGCGACGCAAAACAUCUAGACAAAACUGUCAUAAUUAUUGAUGAGGCCGAGUACUUAAGAGAUAAUCAUUCAGAAAUCUUGGAAGUGCUUGCCAGAUUACAAGAACUGAUUCAGAGCAAUUUGUGUGUUGUAGUUUUCUCAAGUAUUGUUCCGUCAUUGGGAUUCAGUGGAAUUUGCAGUAUGAGGAGCAUCCCUACCAUACAUUUUCCGCAAUAUUCUGAAGAAGAGAUUGUCGACAUUAUAACGACAUACUACAAACCCAAGAAUGCGGAUUCACAGCUUUUCACCCAAUAUGUUAAUAUGGUUAUAAAUGUAUUUUAUCAAGGUUGUCGUGAUCUAAGGAAACUAUUACGACUGACACUCUCCAAUUGGGAAUCUGUACAAAAACAGCACACCAUUCAACGGCAAAGUCUUCAUAACGUGUGGAAAAAUGUUGUUCCUCAGUUGAAAGAAGAUUUCAAAGCUCUCAACUCUCAAUUUUUGCCCAUGACGGAUAACAACAAAAGGGACAAGAGUUUCAGUACAGCAACAACAAGCUUGGCAUCGCCGGCUAUGACUGUAUCACAGAGCACCAAUUUACCAUCAACAGUUAGUAAGGCUUUGGCUGCCACUGCUAAUACUACUACAACAACUACUGUUCCAAGUACAAAAGAAAGGACAUACGAUGAUAUUCCUACAUUUUCGCGAUAUAUUUUGAUUGGCUCAUAUCUGGCCACGCACAACCCUCCAUCAUCAGAUAAGCGCUUCUUUGUGAAAGGAUCGACGCGCAAAACUGGCAAAAAGAUGAAGCUUAACGUGGGGGCACAUCUUCAAGAAAACGUGUCUGAAAGAACGAGAGCUUUACGAAGUUUUGAUCAAAACCGUCUCAAGUCAAUCUUUGCAUUUUUGGUAUCCUACUGCUCUGGGGGAACCGAAGCGUACGAGGGCAACGUAGACUGGCUAAUGCAAAUCUCAUCUCUUUGCCAAUCUCAAUUCCUUCAAUCUCUAGGAGAAGACACUUCGGGAAAUAUCAAGUACCGUUGCUUAGCUGACUACGAUUUCAUUCUUAAAAUUGCAAAGAGUGUAGAUUUUGAGCUAAACAAUUACCUUUAUCGACUACUUUGAAAAUGGGUUUACAAUAAUGACCACAAGAAACAAUAAUAAACCUGCACUGAUUAACUUUCCCUCAGAAUAAGUAUGUACAAUAUAUUAAAUACUUUCUUAAACCAUGUAAUUUUAUGACAAUUUUAUUGUAAGAAAGUUUAAAAUACAGCCACGCACAUAAA
Folsomia candida is the source of this 1833-nucleotide messenger RNA. It is a transcript of the gene Orc5, whose product is annotated as origin recognition complex subunit 5. Gene Ontology annotation, cellular component: nuclear origin of replication recognition complex; nucleus. The transcript is spliced from 3 exons. Gene Ontology annotation, biological process: DNA replication; DNA replication initiation. The record is from RefSeq and is a predicted model, not a curated record. Gene Ontology annotation, molecular function: DNA replication origin binding. Bases 272 to 1672 code for a protein of 466 amino acids. Lineage: Eukaryota; Metazoa; Arthropoda; Collembola; Entomobryomorpha; Isotomidae.